Messenger RNA from Blumeria graminis f. sp. triticale, 864 nucleotides. Lineage: Eukaryota; Fungi; Ascomycota; Leotiomycetes; Helotiales; Erysiphaceae. The record is from the annotation of a GenBank genome assembly.
GGUCAUAGGCUCGUUGCCACAUUGGGCUCCAAAUCACGAACCAAAAAGGUGACGCGCAAAGCUAUUUUAGGAGUCAACCUCAAGAAGGCUUGCGAAACAAUCAUUGAGCCAGAAGCGCCCAUGGCACUUAGACUACAGAGCAAUUUGUUAUAUGGGGUUACCCGUGUCUACACUCAAAAAUGGGAUUAUCUACUUACUGAUGCGCAAGCGGUCCACUACAAUAUACGCUCAUUUUUUAAAACAUCUCAAGGCCAUCAGAUUGAUAAGAAUGCCGGUAAAGCUAGGCCCGAACAACUUGUGUUAGCGGAUGAUCCGGCUUUUGUAGUUGAUAGCCUUCUUGUACCCCCACCACUUGACCUUGAGGGGAUGGGACUAAGAAAUUCUCAUGGCUCUUCUCAGUCGAUAUUUUCUAUUUCACAGAGAAGAGAUUCUGCUAUAUCAGAUGACAACAGUUCUGUCAUCGGACUGAAUAUACCAACCUCAAGCCAUGAUGGAAUGAGUCCUUACCAUGCUCCCAGCCAUAAAUCAAUAGGAGAUUCAGUCAUCGCAGAGGAGGGUGUAUCGCAUAAAGCAGUUACUGAGGACGAAGAAAAUUUGCUUCUACAAAACGAUGACUUAUUUGAGAUUGAUGAGGAUGGAAUUAUUCGUGAGCUAACUGGUCAUGAAGAGCGACGGCAUAGCUUCGACUCGAUGAGCCCAGGUGGGGGUGGACACAUUCGUAAGAUGCAUCUUGAUGGUACUGUGGGUCAUCGAUUUCCAGACCCAUCUCUAACCAGUAAAAAUGUGAUUCACGAUAAUGUUACUAAUGAAUAUAUGAGUGAAUCAAAUCUCCGAUCCCGAAAACAUUUCUCACUUGUCAGUUAA